UCUGCAAGUGUCCACAUCUCUCCAACAGGACCAAAAAAGACUGGAAAAGACGUUGCGAAACAUGGAGACUGCAGUGUUCACCUGCUGGCUCCUGUUUCUGCUGUUUAGCCCAGCUGUCCCCAUGUGUUUACCCACCGACUUCACCCUGUAUGUGGAGAAGCCACAGUGUGACUUCUGUGUGGCAGUCAACACUACUAUCUGCAUGGGAUUUUGCUACUCCAGGGACAGCAACAUGAGGGAUAUUCUAGGCCCACGGUUCAUGAUCCAGAGAGGUUGCACAUAUGACAAAGUGGAAUACCGCACAGCCCUACUGCCUGGCUGUCCCAUCGACUCCAACCCCAUCUUCACCUACCCCGUGGCUCUCAGCUGCCGCUGUGGUGCCUGCGAGACUGACAGCAAUGAGUGCACGCACAGAGCCAGCACACAUGGAACUAUGUGUACCAAACCAGUGAGGCACAGCAGCCUGUAUCCUGGCCAGAGCAACUUUGUGAUCCCCUUUUGAUCAUAAUGUUCUUGCUCUCGUAAUGUUCUUUUUUAAUUUUGAAAACCACAUGAAUGUACUGACUGUAUGUACCUGUUGUAACCGCUUGUUUUAUUGCGUCUUUGUUGCCCAACAUAUUCUGCGCUCCAGCUCUGCUUCUCAGUUUACAAUGGGGGUUGAUCCCUGCGCAUAUUUC
This is a messenger RNA of Stegastes partitus (bicolor damselfish), 677 nucleotides long. RefSeq names its product thyroid stimulating hormone subunit beta a (gene tshba). Gene Ontology annotation, molecular function: hormone activity. The record is from RefSeq and is a predicted model, not a curated record. Lineage: Eukaryota; Metazoa; Chordata; Actinopteri; Pomacentridae. Bases 62 to 502 code for a protein of 146 amino acids. Gene Ontology annotation, biological process: G protein-coupled receptor signaling pathway. Gene Ontology annotation, cellular component: cytoplasm; extracellular region. The transcript is spliced from 3 exons.